Molecule: messenger RNA, 2566 nt
Organism: Leopardus geoffroyi (Geoffroy's cat)
Lineage: Eukaryota; Metazoa; Chordata; Mammalia; Carnivora; Felidae
Gene: ALDH3B1
Product: aldehyde dehydrogenase 3 family member B1
Exons: 10
Coding region: 138-1361 (407 amino acids)
Biological process (GO): aldehyde metabolic process
Cellular component (GO): cytoplasm
Molecular function (GO): aldehyde dehydrogenase (NAD+) activity
Source: RefSeq, a predicted model, not a curated record
ACGUGACAGGCAGCGGCCGGGGGCUCCAUCCCACACAGAGGACGGGGGCCCUGCGGCCCGUCACCCCCAUCCCAGCUGGCUGAAGCCUCCAGGGACCAGAGCAGGUGUGGGCCAGGAGACCUCUCCUGCCCCCCAGGAUGGACCCCUUCGCGGACACGCUGAGGCGGCUGCGGGAGGCGUUCAGCGCGGGGCGGACGCGGCCGGCCGAGUUCCGGGCGGCGCAGCUCAGGGGCCUGGGCCGCUUCCUGCAGGAACACAAGCAGCUUCUGCAGGAGGCGCUGGCGCAGGACCUGCACAAGCAGGAACAUAGCCAGCCUGCACCCGCCUCAGGGCCUUUGCACAUGCUGUGCCCUUUGCCUGGAAGAUUCUGCCUCCAGUCAGCCUUCGAGUCGGAAGUGUCUGAGAUCAGCAUCAGCCAGAGUGAGAUCAACUUGGCCCUCAGGAAUCUGAGGGCCUGGAUGAAGGAUGAGAAAGUGCCCAAGAAUCUGGCCACGCAGCUGGACUCGGCCUUCAUCCGGAAGGAGCCCUUCGGCCUGGUGCUUGUCAUCGCCCCCUGGAACUACCCUGUGAACCUGACCCUCGUGCCCCUGGUGGGCGCCCUUGCCGCAGGGAACUGCGUGGUGCUGAAGCCAUCGGAGUUCAGCAGGAGCACCGAGAAGGUCCUGGCUGAGGUGCUGCCCCGAUACCUGGACCAGAGCUGCUUUGCCGUGGUGCUGGGCGGGCCCCAGGAGACGGGGCAGUUGCUGGAGCACAAGUUCGACUACAUCUUCUUCACAGGGAGCCCUCGGGUGGGCAGGAUCGUCAUGUCUGCGGCCGCCAAGCACCUGACGCCCGUCACGCUGGAGCUGGGGGGCAAGAACCCCUGCUACGUGGACGACGACUGUGACCCCCAGACCGUGGCCAACCGCCUGGCCUGGUUCCGCUACUUCAACACCGGCCAGACCUGCGUGGCCCCCGACUACGUCCUGUGCAGCCCUGACACGCAGGAGCGGCUGCUGCCCGCCCUGCGGAGCGCCAUCACCCGCUUCUACGGCGAGGACCCCCGGAGCUCCCCGAACCUGGGCCGCAUCAUCAGCGACAAGCACUUCCAGCGGCUCCGAGGCCUGCUGGGCUGUGGCCACGUGGCCAUUGGCGGCCAGAGCGACGAGAGCGAGCGCUACAUCGCCCCCACCGUGCUGGUGGACGUGGAGGAGACGGAACCCGUGAUGCAGGAGGAGAUCUUCGGACCCAUCCUGCCCAUCGUGAACGUGAGGAGCCUGGACGAGGCCAUCGACUUCAUCAACCGUCGGGAGAAGCCCCUGGCCCUGUACGCCUUCUCCAACAACAAACAGCUUUCUUUCCAGCCUCAAGAUCCAAGCUAGGGCCCCACGUUGCAUUCAGCUGUCAUGGCUCUUCUGGCCUGUGACCAUCUCUCAGCUUGAGAGCUACUGGCAAGGUCUCCGGCACACCGUCCCCACUUUCAGCGGUCUGUGGUAUUGCCCAUGAGAGAAUUACCACGGAAGCAAGCGCUGGCCUCUGCCGUCCUAUCAGGGAUCCGCAGGAUCCACACUUCGCGGGUGAGGUUAACCUUCACCACUUGGCCGAGGUCUUGUCCGCCAGGGGUCUCCACCAAGAGAACUUCCUCUUUGGGAACGGUCACUAGCCCCCCUUCCACGGGAGGGGGGUGAUUCAGCUCCACCUGCUGGAGGGGAAUCUGUGCACAGAUCACCUGGAAUCUGCCAGAAAGGUUUCGCUCUGGAAUCACUUCUUUGUAUCAGCGUGGACUUGCUCGUAUCCACUUUAUCCUCUGGGUUACAAGGCAACACCUGGCGUGUUUCCUCGCUCAAGCUGUCCUGCCCUGGGCAGUGGGCGCUGCUAUGUCCCUCAGACAUCCAGCCCUCCAUUCAUCGAGUCACCCUUCUGUCUUCGGACCAUUUCCUUCCUUUCAGGGUCUGCAAGGUGCUUUGGUUCAUCCUGUAUUUCCCUCGCCCAGCCCUAGAAUCAGCCAUUCCUCGAAGGAGCCUUGCUUUACCUGGAUGGGAUUAACUUUAGUGGGGCGCCUGGGUGGCUCAGUCAGUGAAGCAUCCAACUUUGGCUCAGGUCAUAAUCUCACGGUUCAUGAGUUCGAGCCCCGCAUCGGGGGAGCUCAAGCCCCGCUCUGGGGCUCCAAACUCCCUCUGCACCUCGUGGGAUUCUGUCUCUCUGCCCCUGGCUCACUCGCACGUGCUCACUCUCAAUAAAUAAAAUAAGGUAAAACAUAAAAUUAAAAGACUGAACUUUAGAAAAUGCAAUCCGGGUUUUCUGGAAGGGGGUUGUCUGGCAGAGUGACUUUCAAGCUCUUCUGAAGGCCCAGCACUGCCUGGGAGACAGAGAAUCACACCUAUGAGGCUUGGCUGCCCCUGUGACUUGCCCCUACUUCCCGAGAAGCACCGUGACACUCCUGUCCCAUCUUCUGUCACGACUGCUGCUGGCCUCCACGUGAUUCCUGAGCCCCUGAUGGGGGGGGUUCACUCUACCCACCGUCCAGACAAGCCAUUAGCUCAGGAUCACGUGUUGAAACGAAAUACAGCCAAGUUUUCGGCAACGA